This is a messenger RNA of Aspergillus piperis CBS 112811, 378 nucleotides long. RefSeq lists its product as uncharacterized. The record is from RefSeq and is a predicted model, not a curated record. NCBI's taxonomy places the organism in Eukaryota, Fungi, Ascomycota, Eurotiomycetes, Eurotiales, Aspergillaceae. Bases 1 to 378 code for a protein of 125 amino acids. The transcript is spliced from 2 exons.
AUGCAUACCCCCAAGGUUAUACUAUCCUUAUGCCUCGCCAUUGGUAUGGCUGCGGCCUUACCUGCGGUGGGAUCUACCAACGAGCUAGACGGUGACUUGUACAACUACAAACGAGGUACUAGUGAGCUCGACGGGGAUCUCUACAAUUAUAAGCGCGACAAGGCCGAGCUCGAUGGCGACCUUUAUAACUACAAGCGCAGCAAUGCUGAACUAGACGGUGAUCUUUACAACUACAAGCGAGGCGGUUAUAAGCGGGACAACGCUGAACUCGAUGGUGAUCUCUACAACUACAAACGCAGCAAGGCUGAACUUGAUGGAGACUUGUACAAUUACAAGCGUGGCACUGCUGACCUUGAUGGUGACCUUUACAAUUACUGA